Messenger RNA from Penicillium maclennaniae, 1236 nucleotides. RefSeq names its product L-rhamnonate dehydratase. Bases 1 to 1236 code for a protein of 411 amino acids. The record is from RefSeq and is a predicted model, not a curated record. Gene Ontology annotation, biological process: carbohydrate catabolic process. Lineage: Eukaryota; Fungi; Ascomycota; Eurotiomycetes; Eurotiales; Aspergillaceae. The transcript has 4 exons. Gene Ontology annotation, molecular function: L-rhamnonate dehydratase activity; magnesium ion binding.
AUGGGUUCAACAAUGCAGUUUCCCCGCAUCAAGGAGAUCCGCACCUUCGUCAUUGACGGUGUCGGCUCCGGCGGUGAUUAUCACAACGUCAAAGGCGGUCACUGGCUGAUCGACAGCAAUAUUUCUACUCCUAUGUCCAAGUGGCCGCAGUACCGCGGCUCACGUACUUCCUGGGGUAUUAACGUGUUGGGAUCUUUCUGCGUUGAGAUUGAGGCCACCGAUGGUACUAAGGGUUUUGCGACUGGCUUCGGCGGUCCUCCUGCUUGUUGGCUUACCCACCAGCACUUCGAGCGCUUCCUGAUUGGAGAAGACCCCCGCGACACCAAUAGCCUAUUCGAAAAAAUGUACCGCGGCUCAAUGUUCUAUGGUCGUAAAGGUCUGCCCACCGCCGUGAUCUCGGUCAUUGACUUAGCUCUCUGGGAUCUUAUUGGCAAAAUUCGCAACGAGCCCGUCUACAAGAUGAUCGGUGGUGCUACCCGUGAGCGCUUGAACUUCUACUGCACUGGACCGCAGCCAGCGUCCGCGAAGGCCGCAGGUUUCAUUGGAGCCAAGGUUGCUCUGCCCCAUGGCCCUGAUGAAGGUACCGAGGGUCUGCUGAAGAACGUCGAAUACCUGCGUCUGCAGCGUGCUAGCGUCGGGCCCGACUUCCCACUGCGUGUCGACUGCUACAUGUCCCUCACUGUCCCCUACACCAUCGAGCUGGUCAAGCGCUGCGAGGCUAUCGGCCUGAACAUUGACUGGUGGGAGGAGUGUCUUUCGCCCGAUGAUUUCGACGGCCACGCUCUUCUGAAACGUGCUCACCCUACUGUCAAGUUCACCACCGGUGAGCAUGAAUACUCCCGAUAUGGCUUCCGCAAGCUCGUCGAGGGCCGUAAUCUCGACAUUAUCCAGCCUGAUGUUAUGUGGCUGGGUGGUAUGACUGAGCUCCUGAAGGUCUCUGCUCUCGCCGCUGCGUACGAUGUCCCUGUCGUACCCCACGCUUCAGGCCCUUACUCCUACCACUUUGUCGUCUCCCAGAGCAACUGCCCCUUCCAAGAAUAUCUGGCCAACUCCCCGGAUGGCAAGACCGUUUUGCCAGUCUUCGGUGAUCUCUUUUUGAAUGAGCCUAUCCCUACUAACGGGUACCUCGAUGUUGCCAUUUUGGACAAGCCUGGAUUUGCCUCUGCUCUCCUCACUCCUGCGCCGCAGAAGGCCCUCCGUGCUCCCGAGGAGCAAGCUAAUGGCACAAGUGCUUAG